Molecule: messenger RNA, 1360 nt
Organism: Sitophilus oryzae (rice weevil)
Lineage: Eukaryota; Metazoa; Arthropoda; Insecta; Coleoptera; Curculionidae
Product: sugar transporter SWEET1
Exons: 5
Coding region: 405-1103 (232 amino acids)
Biological process (GO): carbohydrate transport
Cellular component (GO): membrane
Molecular function (GO): sugar transmembrane transporter activity
Source: RefSeq, a predicted model, not a curated record
AAUUAAGUUAAGAAGAUUUUGAUGAAUUAACCUUAAAAUAAUUAUUAUUUUUUUGAAAGUAUGUCCCAAAUAAAAGACGAUUAUGUUUAGUAUUUUAACGUGUUAAUUGCGAAAUUUAUCAGAUCAAAUAUUGUUUACACUUCACUUCAUUGCCAAGUCCACAAAAAGAAGGUGUCAUUCCACGUAAUGAUUUAAACCGUAUCGUCAGAAUUUGAUUUUAAACUGUCACGGUCAUAUAAAAUUCCAGACACGUAUGUUAUUUUAGCUUAUGGUACACGUUACUUUAGAUAAUCUGGUAUAAUCUCUGUCGUGAAACAUCCUGUUAUAAUAAUUUUUAAUUAGAUAAUAGCCCAGAGUUAAAACAGUUAGUUCAUAGUGUAGUUUAAACUUUUUUUUUAAAUACAAUGGAAGCCUUAUCGAACAGUCUUCAGCCCUACAAGAAUCUAGUUGCUCAAACUGCCAGUAUUGUUACUAUUUUACAGUUCUUUUCUGGUGUAUUUAUAUGUAGAGAUAUCUACAAUAAAAAAUCGACAAAGGGCAUAAGUUCCAUGCCUUUUAUAGGAGGUGUGACCAUAUCAGUUUUAAAUUUAAAGUAUGGACUUCUUCUAUCUGACAGUGCCAUGAUAACUGUGAAUGUAGUGGCCAUAGUUUUGAAUCUUGCCUAUUCUGUAUUUUUCUACCUAUACGCAGAGGAUAAGGUCGGUGAAUUUAUGAAGCCUGCUGGAAUUGGAGCUGCUUUAACAGCCGUUCUUUUGGGCUAUUGUGAAUACGAGCACCCUGACUAUUUAGAGUUCAGAUUUGGUCUGAUUCUUACGGUGCUUAUGUUAGCUUUACUCGGAUCGCCUUUAAUAGAUCUGAAAGAAAUUAUUAGAAAAAAAGAUGCUUCAAGCAUUCCAUUUCCUCUGACUUUUAUGGCAACUCUUGUAACGUUUUUGUGGUUGCUAUAUGGUGUGAUUCUACUAAAUAACUUCAUGAUUUUGCAAAAUUUUAUUGGUUUUGUAUUGUCCCUGAUCCAGUUAAUAUUGCUAUUCUUAUUUCCUGGAAAUUCCAGUGUAUCCAGCCCAAGUAAGAAGAAGAAAGCUAAAUCAACUAAGAGGGAUUGAAUUUUUUUGUAAAUCUAGGUUUUAAAUCAUAUUUUAUUCAUUCCAGGAGUCGAAAAUGACAGACAAUAGCCUUCAUGUGAUACUGAACAAAGCUUUUUACACAGACCACUGUGAUUCAGUAUUUUUUUCUUAUACAAAGUUUAUUGUAUGAAAUUGUUAGGAAAAAAUGUAUUAUAUUUAUAAAAGUAAAGCCAGUGACUUGUCAUUUUACUAUUGUAUUGUUAAAAGCCAAAUAUACAAUUGUUUUAUAAAAAAAA